This is a messenger RNA of Hypoxylon fragiforme, 1337 nucleotides long. Its product is annotated as Calcipressin-domain-containing protein. Gene Ontology annotation, biological process: calcium-mediated signaling. Gene Ontology annotation, molecular function: calcium-dependent protein serine/threonine phosphatase regulator activity; nucleic acid binding. The transcript has a single exon. The record is from RefSeq and is a predicted model, not a curated record. Gene Ontology annotation, cellular component: nucleus; cytoplasm. Lineage: Eukaryota; Fungi; Ascomycota; Sordariomycetes; Xylariales; Hypoxylaceae. The coding region runs from base 154 to 945 and encodes 263 amino acids.
CAUACAUACAUACAUACAUACAUAUCAUCAACAUUUACCCCCCAUUGUCUUUUAGACUAGACUUCUACUUAUCUUCUUCACAUCAACUUCACAUCAACUUCUAUCCUCCCACCUGAAGUUCUCUAUUGUCCUAAAAGGACAAUAUCAUUAAAAAUGUCCGAAUCACAAUCACCAAGAUCUAUCCCCUCUUCUCCCUCACAGUCCCUCAUGGCACGCCGCGGCUCUUCCAGAUCGCUAUCCUUAGAUAUUUCAGGCUUACCGCCACUACAACAACCCACGCCACCUACAAACACCCUGCUCCUCACCAACCUCAAUGACACCGACAUCUUCCGACCUGAUAACCUACAAACCCUCCGUGACCUAAUCCAGGCAACCGCACCGAUAUAUACAUGGUCCCCAUUGAAGUCAUUCCGCCGCAUAAUAGUAUCCUUCUUUGACGAACAGGCUGCCAUUCAGGUACGGGGAGUAUGGGACGGUGAAGCCAUAAUGGGCGAGCGAUGCCGAGUCUACUUCGGCCAACCCACUCCUCUUGACCUACACAAGGACGACCGACUUCAACUACCCGAUGCCGGCAAGCUAUUCUUUAUCAGCCCCCCGCCUUCGCCGCCCCAUGGCUGGGAGAUGAAGCUGGAGGACGCCCCGAACAAGCAGGUCCACGCCGAAGAUCUAGCCGAGGCCUUGGCCAAAUUGCGCCACCAGGCUGGUCCCGCCACCGACCUCUCCCCUGUCUCCCCGGUCGACGCUGCUUCUACCACAUUCAAGUCCAGGAGCAGGAGUAGCACCCUGAUCUACCAUCCCGAUGAGCACGGCGGUAGCCCGAACCUACCCGCUAUCUCGGUCGAUGAUAUGACAGAUUCACCGAUGCAACUGAACCAUCCUGUUAGCGAUGGCAACGGCCCCAUAAAGGCACAUACAUCACGGCCGCCUGUGGAGCUCAUGGAAUAGGAAUUCCGCCACGCGGGUCUUGCGGAUAACAGGUGUUGACAAAAAAGUUUUAUAUUUCCAUUGCAGUUCGGGCAGUAUGGCGUUAAGGACGAGUAAUUAUGGGCACAUGAGUGUAGGGUUUAAACUCGAUAUUCCUAUACCACACAGCAUGGCAUCAUCUACGAAGGGUUACGGCAUUGGUACAUUGAGCACGUGCAUCGCGGAUAGACUGAAUGUACUCGAUUAUCACUGCAUAAUACGAAAGGAGUAAGGGCCGAGAAUCAAGAGCGAGCAAAUCCAGGAGUAUUCCAUAUAAAUAUCCAUUAAAUCUAAGCGUUCUCUACAUACAUAGGUAUCAAUCAACAAGUGGGAUGUACAAAAUAUCCAUAUUUGCUACAUUUACACAAGCCAUA